Eruca vesicaria subsp. sativa (arugula) is the source of this 312-nucleotide messenger RNA. NCBI's taxonomy places the organism in Eukaryota, Viridiplantae, Streptophyta, Magnoliopsida, Brassicales, Brassicaceae. The record is from the annotation of a GenBank genome assembly.
AUGACAGCAUCAAAAACAACAAUCUUCAUCGUUUUCAUCCUUUGCCUCUCAGGCACAUUGUUGGUGAACGUCUCUGGACAACGCAUCGGAUCUUCAUGCUCGACAUCAGAAGAUUGUGAGUUGAUGUGUUUUGGAGGAUUAGGAGGAGGACGUGGGGAGUGUUGGCUCGGAGAGUGUAGUUGUUGGGAGCGAAAAACCGAGACCAAGCUGGCUGGGUGCAAAACUAAUCGUGAUUGUCCCCCUUCUCUUGAAUGCCCGAAAAUCCACCAUAACGUCUGUGUUAUUGGAAAAUGUAUUUGUUUACCAGCAUAA